This is a messenger RNA of Hippocampus zosterae (dwarf seahorse), 6486 nucleotides long. RefSeq names its product BCL9 transcription coactivator (gene bcl9). Lineage: Eukaryota; Metazoa; Chordata; Actinopteri; Syngnathiformes; Syngnathidae. Gene Ontology annotation, biological process: positive regulation of transcription by RNA polymerase II; canonical Wnt signaling pathway. The transcript is spliced from 10 exons. Gene Ontology annotation, cellular component: beta-catenin-TCF complex. Bases 689 to 5167 code for a protein of 1492 amino acids. Gene Ontology annotation, molecular function: beta-catenin binding; transcription coactivator activity. The record is from RefSeq and is a predicted model, not a curated record.
CCAAGCCCCGCGUCGCGUCCACAGCCGUGGCGGACAACCGAGGCGCUCCUUUUCCACGUUACAGAAGCCCCAUUUUUUUCUCCCCUUGGUCUUCCCCCUCCUCCUCCCAUUCCCACCAAGCAACCAGCGCGACAAAAGCGGAUUAUUCAGGAUGGUCUCGGCAUGGCGCAAAAGCCGCGGAGAAAUGCUGUUUUUUUAGCCGCCGACAGCGGAGGACCGCCCGAGCUUGUUGGUGAAAAUGGAAAAAAAGGAUACAAUGCCCGCCACGCUUGUUGUGCAUUCCACUGGAGCCCCGCGGACGUGGGGUGUGAAUGACUUGUGGCUGUAGGGUGUCGUGAGGGGGCCAGCUUCCUGCAAGUGCGCACGCACACGGGCGCACACAUAAACAGCCUCCAGGGGGGAGGGGGCUGACUGGUGGCUCUCUGGUGGAGAGCACACAUCGGUGCCCAGGAGACCUGAGGCCUGGUCCUCCAUAUGAGGCCCUGCUCAAGGGGCAGGGGGGGCUUCUGAGUGUGCCCAAGGGCCAUUGAAAGCCCCCUUGAGGAGUUUCAUAAAUACACAGUGAACGAGAAAAGACUCCUGGACGAUUGUUAUUGUUUUUACACAAUUUCUCUUCUGCACAAACAAACCACACACAUACGUACUGGGGCGGGCGCACACACUCACAUAGACAAGGACGUGAGGGAGAAUGUUGGAGGUCCAAGAGGAGAGGCCAGCGGCGGCAGGUACAGCAGCGACACAUUUCAGCAAGAAGGAGCGUGGCAAAAAGGAGCGAGAGGAGUCCAAGGACGGACGGGGGAACCUCAGCAACCUCGGCAAUCCCGGCCCCAGGAACGUCCGUGCCAAGGCGCCGCUCGCACACGCGGGCAGUCCCCACCAGCACCUCACUUCGCCGUGUUCUGUCGUACUGGUAACCCCAUCAAUGCACUCCAAUAGGCUAAAGAACUCCCCAUCCACCAACACACAAAGCCCGAAACCUAAGACGGAGGCCAUGGUCCGCUCACCUCCCGUCAUGUCCCCCUCCACUGCCUCCCAGAUGGACUCUAAAAUGCCCAAUCAGGGUAAGCCAGGGAGUGCUGGCAGCCAGUCGCAGCCCUCGCCCUGCGAUCCCAAGACCCUGGGUGCCAAAGGAGCACAAAAUGUGGCAGGGGGUAUCGGGCUGAAGAAUGGCCAGAGCUUGACCUCUGGACCCAGCUCCAAAGUGAAAGUGAAAAGAGAGCGAAGCACAUCGGUGGAGUCGUUUGAACAGCCGGAGAGCGGAACGCCCACCAUUGAGGAAAAAGACAAUAGCAGGGUGAAAAGGAUGUGUGUGGCAGAGAGGAGGCAGCCUUACAGUGGAGCCGACUGGUGCUCGGGGGGAGAAAGUGACGAAGAUGACAAAGGAUUCUUCAACUGUAACUCCAGUGACGUGAAGCCACCCGAUUCUGUCACCCAUUCUACCUCCAACGCUGGACUCAGUCGCUCCUCCACACCCUCCCACAAUACACUAGGAGGUCAGGGCUCCACGACGGAACCUGCUAGUGGCCAGAAACCAGGCUCCAAACUUGUUUAUGUCUUCACCACAGAAAUGGCCAACAAGGCAGCUGAUGCAGUUCUGACUGGCCAUACAGAAAACAUCAUCACCUUCCACAUGAAAAACAUCUCCAACAGCAAAGACAAAGCUCACCUACUUCUGAACAACACAGCAAACGCCCUCCGAAAUGACUCCAAGCCUUCCCAACAAACGCCGUCCCAUGGCCAAGAUCAGAGCCACCAGCCCGGAUCCAAGCCAUCCUUAACGGGCAUGGCAGAGCCGGCGCCACCCCAGUCGGCAAACCAGGGAAGCCAGUCUGGCGCUCUUCCACAGGAUGGCUCAUCAGUUGCAGUCAUUGAUUCAAAGAAUCUUCCCGGCAGUAGCCCCAGCAACAAUGCAGGCCCCAUUGACCAGACACCCAUGAGCCAAGCUGAGGCAGGCCUUAAUGCUGCCACGGCAAGUGAAGUAGGGCAGGGCGUAGGCCCCGGUGGGCCUGGUCUGACGCCCCAGCAGCAGCAGCAACAGUUGGCGCAGGAGCUUUUAAAUAUGGAGGCCAACACAGAAGGUCUAUCCCAAGAGCAGUUGGAGCAUCGCCAGCGCUCGCUGCAGACAUUGCGAGACAUUCAGCGCAUGCUUUUUCCAGAUGAUCGUGAGGCGCCACCCCCGGGGCCUCCACAAUCCCACGGUGGGCCCCACGACGGAGGCCCUGACGGUCCUCCUCGGCGGUCUGAGCCAGGCCCCUUGCAGGCCAUGAUGGCACAAUCUCAAAGCCUUGGACCACCAAGUGGGCCAGGGGGACCUCGCCCACAAGGUCCACCAUUCGGUCCUCCCCACGGGCCCAGAGACAUGCCUCCUUUUCCGCAGGAUGAAAUGGGUCCCCACAUGGUGGGGCCGGGUGGCUGCGGAGACGGUGAUCAAAUGACCCCAGAACAGGUGGCGUGGUUGAAGUUACAGCAGGAGUUUUAUGAGGAGAAGAGAAAGAAACAAGAAAUGCAACAUCGGCCACUUCCUCCAGACAUGAUGAUGCACCCACACGGUCCACGGGGAAUGAUACGAGGACCUCCACCACCCUAUCAGAUGGGCCCAGGAGAGAUGUGGGGAGGACCAAGUGGGCCACAAGACCCUUACCCAGAACGCAUGGCCAUGGGCCCAGGCCCCGGCCCGAGAGGCAUGCCCCCUCACAUGCAGCGAAUGCCUGCCUUCUCAGGAAUGAUCAAUCCUGAGAUGGAAGGACCCCCGCGGCCAGGAAUGGGGUGGCCUGAUGACAUGCCGCCCCGCAUGGGAGAUGCACGAGGGUUUCCCGGUGGACCAGGGGCCAUGUUUUCUGGCCCUGGUGGUCGAGGGGAGCGCUUCCCAAACCCUCAGUCAGUCCAAGAGGCAAUGUUCCACCAAGGUAUGGGAGGAGAGAAAGGCCUUCCCCCUGGCAUGAUGAUGGACAUGCAAAGGAUGAUGGGCCAUCAAAGAGGUGGAAUGGAACCAGGAAAUGGCAUGGGUAUGUUUCCAAGAAUGCCCGGUGACGGUCCAAUGAGCCCAUCGUCAAGGCUCCAGGGAAUGGGGGGUCGAGAAAUGGGUCCCGAAUUCGGCAUGGGACCUGGUCCAGGGCCUGGACCUCACAUGCACCCUUCCAAACUACGAGACCCUCCAAUGAACAUGAGUCCAGAUGAGAUGAUGAGAAUGAGAGGCGGCCCUCCGAUGGAAAAUAUGACUGGCCAAGGCAGGGCAAUGCAAGGGCCGCCCUUCCCCGAGCAACCACAACCGGGAGACUUUCCUAUGGGGCCUGGGCGUCCUUUCCCUGGGGGUCCCGGAGGAAUGAGGGGCCCGCACGGAGAGCAACCGUUUGGCCCAGAACACAGAGCCACACCAACGGGAGGCAACGGUCGCAUGAACCACCUACCCCCCAAUGCUGGUCCUUCACAGGGCCAAAGAGGUCGCAAGCCAGCAGAUUUGAAUGUCCAAGCUGGCGGGGGCAACUCUCCUAGCGUCAACCCACUCAAGUCCCCUCCUCUGAGGCAGGUGCAGUCCCCCAUGAUGGGCUCACCUUCUGGAAACCUCAAAUCACCUCAGACACCGUCCCAGCUGGCCGGCAUGCUCACGGGUCCCGCAGGCCCCCAGCCCCCUGCAGCACCCCCAUCAUCUGCGCCAAUGAAGUCACCGCACUCCAUGAUGGGAUCGGCGGGAGCUUCCCCGGUUCACAUGAGGUCUCCUUCUCUUCCCAAUCCCUCGCCGGGUUGGGCCUCCUCACCAAAGCCUCCCAUGCAAAGUCCUGGAGUGCCACAACAAGGUGGCAAGCCCCCUCUCAGUCUCACCUCACCAAACAUGAUGGGGAACAUGGAGCAAGGUGGUAAUGGCCCUUCCUCUGCCCCACCGUCGUCCGGCGCGCCGUCUGGCCCAAUGUCCCUCCCUGGCAACGUGCCGUCAGGCAGCCCUUACACCAUCCCGCCUGAGCCCACGCUCUCUCAGAACCCGCUCUCCAUUAUGAUGUCUCGCAUGUCCAAGUUUGCCAUGCCCAGCUCCACGCCGCUCUAUCAUGACGCCAUCAAGACAGUCGCCAGUUCCGACGACGACUCGCCCCCUGCCCGCUCCCCCAACCUUCCUUCAGUUAACAACAAUGGUAUGCCGAUGAACCACCAAGGCAAUCCCCGCAUGAUGGGACCUGGCAACUCUGGACCCAUGCCAGCCCUCAGCCCCCUCGGUAUGAACCCAAUGGGAUCCCAGCCCCUCUCACACGGAAUGCCCCCGCAAAUGCCCUCUCCUAACGCCCCUAACAUGGGCCCCGGCAUGAUGCCUCAUGGCAUGAUGAUCCCCGCUAAUCCGCAAGACCCCGGAAUGGCCAACCCCCAAAUGAUGCCCCAGGGGCGUUUGGGUUAUCCGCACCGAAACCAGGGCUACCCACUGACCCAGUCCCCGUCCCAGCAGGGCCCCUUCUCUCCGCACAACGGGCCCGGUGGCCACCAAGGUUUCCCCGGUCACCCCAUGGGCUUCCAGGGAGAAGGAGGACCGAUGGGAGGACGGAUGGGAAACAUGCCUCACGGAGGUGGACCGGAUGGGGGCAUGUGCAAGCCCAACACCCCCGGAGGACCCGAGUUCAACAACAUGCAAGGCGGCUUCAGCGAGGCGGACCUUCACGAGGUGAUGCGACCGGGAGCAUCCGGCAUCCCUGAGUUCGAUCUGUCCAGGAUUAUCCCGUCGGAAAAGCCCAGCCAGACUCUGUCCUACUUCCCUCGCGGCGGAGGGGACAACCCUGGAGGCAAACCGUCGCACCCCUCCGGCUUUCCCAUGCAGGCCAUGAUGGGCGAGGGCCCCCCAAGAAUGGGAAUGCCCAUGCAGGGGAUGGGAGGGAUGCCGGGGGGGCCCGGCGGUGGUAUGGGGCCCCAAGACAUGCCAAUAGGGAACCCUGGCCACAAUUCCAUGCGCCCACCAGGGUUCAUGGGCCAAGGCAUGAUGGGCCACCAACCACGGAUGAUGUCUCCGGGUGGCCCCGGGGGAAUGAUGCAGGGACGGCAAAUGGCUCACCCCGGACCGGGUGGCUCCCCUAACAUGAUGAUGUCACUGCAGGGCAUGGGCGGUCCGCCGCAACAGACAAUGAUGAUGGGGGGACAGAUGAGGCCGCGUGACAUGGACAUGGGCUUCAGUCCGGGCCCUGGAAUGUUCUAAUUCGCAGACUUUGUAUCUAGAAUGUUCUAGGAUGGAGAAAGAGGUUGAGUGAGGAAGUAUUCUCCAAAAAUGGUCGAUGUAACCUGGAAUCAACUGAACGGAGACACCCGGUCAUGUCUUGCUCGUGGACUGCGGGCACUUUUUCCCCAAUGAAGGUGGGAAUACUUUUUUGCCACAAGAACAAUUUUGACUUACGAACUUGAGAAUGUAUGGAAUUGUUGUGCAUCGGUUUCGCAAAAUAAGAAAAAAAACAUGUUUUUUGGGGGGACUUAUGAGUUGGACAACAAAGAGGAAUCACCCUUGCUCUAAGUCAGUAUGGAGAUGCUACAGUUUAUGUCCAUCUUAUUUUUUCCUUCUCCUAAUUAAGAACAAAACAAAAUAAUGGAUGCGGUAUGGAACAGAAUUGAGAAUUAGUGCUUUGUGAGGACUUGGGUAGAACUCCAUCUUGUCGCCAUUGUUUUUGACUGUUUCUGUACUGUAUAGACAUGUGAGCGUGUGAUUGAAUGUGUGCGUGUGUGUCUGUGUGUGUGUGUAUAGGCAUUCUAUCAGUGACCUCUCGACUCCUAUUACCUGACUUUACUUGGGAGGAGGAAGCGCCACCUCCCCUUAAAAAAUACUGUACUGUUUACGAUUGGUGGGCUAUUCGAAUAUUAGUCUAUUUUAAUUUCCUUUGUAACUCCAGUGUAUAACAAACCAAACUAUGACCUCAUUAAGAUAAUAGUAUUAUUAAAAAAAAAAAAGAAAAAGCACAAACAUGGACCGUCUGCCGAAAGCUCUUCUUUUUUAUUUUUAACCACAUGGUGGGUGGGGCAAGAGAUCCUGAGGGGCUUUGCAGCACACAAUUAGUACCACACAUGAUUACAAGUUCUGCUCCAAAACUUCCAGGACUUCUUUAGCCAGCGUAAAUCCUAUUGCUAAUACCCAGAUGUGCUAUGUGUGUUCUUGUUCCUGUUCUUUUGUUUUUUGUUUUGUUUUUCGACUCUCUUGUUGACUCUGGGUAAAUCAUUCCCACAGCAAUAAUCCCUCCCUUUCCCCUGCUCCCUCCCUCCAACGGUCCAGAGUGGAGUGGGCUCAAUGCCCAAUUGAGGUAUGCCAGGUAACAUAGAACUAGAAUUAGCUAGAUCUGGUGUAACGGUAUAAAAAGUGAGGCCGUGAGUGAGACGCCAAUGUAAACGCGCACUGCUUUUUACCAUCCAGUUGACUUCCUCUCUUUUUCUCUGUUGUAUAAGCUUGUCAUGUGUUUCUCCGUUGGCUUUGGUGCAAAUAGUCUACCAGGGCUGUGGUGAUGGACUACAAAUAAAAGAUAUUGUUUUGGUAUA